CAACUUGAGUCAAAAUGAACAUUUCCAUAGCUCCGCCUAGCUUUUCUCCAGCCUUCAUUGGUUUUCGCACCAGUUUCCUGAGCCUGAUUGGACUGCUAAUAAUCACGGGCAACAUUAUCUCCAUUGCCGUGACGCACAGUGUGCGGGAAAUCGCGGACAGCACAAAAGUCCUGAUGACAUCACUAGCUAUCUACGAUCUCCUGGUCGGCUUGCUAACGAUGAUUUUCGUUGUGACUUCCUCGGCCUUGAACCGAUGGCCCUUUGGUGAUUUCAUGUGCCAAACAGUUACGGCCCUAUCCUUCACAGCAUUGUGCAUGUCGGGAGUUUCUCUUAUUUUUCUGAAUAUCGAGCGAUGCAUUGCUGUCACCCGACCCUAUCGUUUCCCCGUUUGGUGUUCCAGACGCCGUGUUAUUACCCUUGUUUUCGUAACAUCAUCAUUCAUCUUAACAGCAGCUUGUGUUAUACCGUUUAUCUUUGAAACUUCUUUCGUUUACAUCAAUGUCAUAGCUACUUGCUUUUACGAUAACAGUUCUGCAUUGGUUAAUAUUUUGGUCCUCGUUUUCUUGCAAAUAAUACCGAUAAUUCUGAUGUCGGCCGUUUACUACCGUCUUAUCAAAAUCAGUCGUGGGCACGAACGCCGCCAGAACAACGGCCACGAUGAUGCGAACAAUCACUAUGACAACAAAGCCCUGAAAACAUUCUUAGCUGUGACUUUAACCUUUUCCUUUUGUUUUUUGCCCGUCGUGAUCACUCGAACUGUACAGGCUUAUACCAGCGUGAAAAUCCCUGACUGGUUACUGUGCACAGUCUACUGGCUUUCCAUAUGCAACAGUGGUUUCAAUGUCUUCAUUUACUGCCUUUUCAAUCGGUCGUAUCGUCGGACGGCUAAGAAAAUGAUUGUUGGGCUACUUCCCUGCUGUAAAGGUUCAGUAGCUCCAAUGAACAUUCAACUAUGAAUGAAAACUUCUGACAGGUGGAUGUGAAAUACGAACAACGGACAAUAAUGCAAAUUCAAAGGCGUUAAAUAAAAAUCUGUUUAAAAUUGUUACAAUUGUGUUAAUGUAACACAGGAUGACUUGGAAAAGCUAGCAAUGAAAAUUAUGUUUAAAAGCUAGAGUUUUUGGUAGCUUUAAAAAAGACACAUUCUUCCAAAAAAAAAUAUAUUAAUAUUGUUACGGAAAUUGUCACUAUAGGAAAAAUCUUCAUUGAAUAAUACUGUUUUUAAUUAAGGCCAAAAAAA
This is a messenger RNA of Patiria miniata (bat star), 1240 nucleotides long. Its product is annotated as beta-1 adrenergic receptor-like. Gene Ontology annotation, molecular function: neurotransmitter receptor activity; G protein-coupled serotonin receptor activity. Gene Ontology annotation, biological process: chemical synaptic transmission; G protein-coupled receptor signaling pathway, coupled to cyclic nucleotide second messenger. Lineage: Eukaryota; Metazoa; Echinodermata; Asteroidea; Valvatida; Asterinidae. The transcript has a single exon. Gene Ontology annotation, cellular component: membrane; dendrite. The record is from RefSeq and is a predicted model, not a curated record. Bases 15 to 956 code for a protein of 313 amino acids.